Messenger RNA from Aureobasidium namibiae CBS 147.97, 2631 nucleotides. RefSeq lists its product as uncharacterized. Gene Ontology annotation, biological process: positive regulation of DNA-templated transcription. The record is from RefSeq and is a predicted model, not a curated record. Gene Ontology annotation, cellular component: mediator complex. The transcript is spliced from 5 exons. The coding region runs from base 1 to 2631 and encodes 876 amino acids. Lineage: Eukaryota; Fungi; Ascomycota; Dothideomycetes; Dothideales; Saccotheciaceae.
AUGGAGAAUAUUGAUGUUGACGAGCUGUUUGGCGAGGAAAGCAUCAACGCUGCCAUCGCUGCCACCUUUGAUACCGAUGCCCUGUUUCAACGCAUCGAGCGCUCUCACAUCGUAGGCUGUUGCCAGAGGCUAGCAUGGUCUAGGACCAGCUGUAUUGCUCAAAUAUCUGCAGAUUCUCGCAAGGUCGUCGUGCGCGCUCUCUGUCGCGACAAGAACACUGCCAACUGGUCUUUGUCCGACGAAACAGAGGUCAAUGCCUCAGAAGGUGCCAUCUUCACCCAUGUCGAAUGGAGCAGCUCCGGUUUUGAUCUGGUCAUCGCCGAUCAAUUUGGUCGUUUUACUCUAUUCAGUUUGACCCAUGCCUUGAAUAGUCUUGAGCGUCGUCCUGUAAAUUUGACAAGUUCUGUCGAUGAUCUGAACCAAGUUGUUGGCCUUCACUGGCUCCCUACCAAUCCCGCAGGCCAGACGCGUACUGCUCUGAUACUUCCAGCUGCCAAAGAAGGCAAUCGAUGGGUCAACACUAUGAAGCUUCAUGAGGUCCAUGGUGUCUCAAAUCCAAUCGACAAUAAGGCAGCCUUUCUGUGUGUCACCCGCAGAGGUCUUCUGAAACUUAUCUACGAACAGCCUGGACAACCAUGGUCACAAUAUGUCUUCACUCUAGACAAUCUCGCUGAUUCUGGAGACGUGCUCACUCAUGCUGCCUUCUGUCAAGCCAACCAACAUCUUGUAAUGGUCACAUAUGACACCUCUAAACGGUUGCGCCUGUACAAGAUCAUGAUCAACUGGAAUGCUAAUGCUGGUGAUGGAACCAACCACAAAACAACCCUAAAUCCGCAGAUAGCAGUCUUGCACGUCGAGCUGCUUGACCGAUGUGUUCCUCAAUCCUCAGAACGUGCAGCAAGUGCUCAGCUGUCAUCGUUACAUGUCGAGCCAAUCUCGCAAGCAAUCGAUAACAGCACAUUCACCGUUGUGGCUGUCUUCACCAGCGCUGCACAGGAUCAUAGCGGCAAGUUCAGUAUCAUAUCUCGAUGGGACCUCCAACAAGUCGAUGCCACGUUACAUGACAGUUUCAAGAGUUUGAGACCGACAACCGCCCAACCUGCCACCAACAAGCCUGUGCAAAGACUGUAUCGAACGGAAGAUAUUUUCUCACAAAAGGCCAUAUUGGCACUGCAAAGCAACGUUUAUCACAACAUGUUUGCUUUUGCAGCGAGUGACGGUACAGUAGAAUUUCGUUCUCGAGAGACGAUGCAGAUCAUCAUAUCAGACGGAGAUACCAACAAAGCCACAAGUCUGCCACAGAACGGAUUCUCUUUUCCAAACGAAGAUUGCAUUGACAUUUUCCUUUCGCCUAGUUUGGCAGCCUCAGUCAUAACUAAACCAGACGGUACUCUCAAGUUACACAAUGCUGAGUACCAGCACAACUGGAAAGAUGCCAAAGAUGAUAACGAUCUUGCGCAAGCUGCUGUCGUGUCUUUGGCUCGCGAACUCGCCAGCGUGACAUGCUACCAAAUCGGCUUUGACGAUCUACUGUCUGUGAUACCCACAGAUCUAGACAGAAGUCUUCGAUGCAAGUUCAUCAGCGAGAUAUUCCGUACAAUCAGCCGCAACGUCGACUUCUCGCUCGAUGAUCCCAAAUUACAGUCCGGCAAGGUCCUGAAAGACAGUCUUUUGUUCAGGAUCGCCAGCGCACAGCUGUUAGUCAGCUACAACACCAACCCCAAACGACGAGAUAUACCUGCAAAAUCAGCAUGGGUGUUGCUCAAUCUUCGCUCAGUAUGCACCAACAUUGCGCAGACCUUGACCAUGACUCAGCAGAUCAGAGGAAUGCACAACAUGGAGUCUAGCUUGUUCGUAUCGCUCAAAGGUCUGGUGAGAUGGUCGUUGGAUCUGAUGACACUCAUCUUCGACGACAUGAUUGAGACUAUGCGAUUCUGCAAGGGCGACUUUGACAGAGGAAGGAUAUUGGCUUAUAUUCACGAAAAGAAUUCCGUAAGUCUGCACAUUUUACUGUGCAGUACAACGCGCGCAUUGCUGGGUAUGCUAGGCAACUUGAUUCGCAACUUUGCCAUGCGCGUUGUCAAGACUCAAGAGAAGGUGCGCCUCAGCAGUAGAACCAACGACAUCCGGGACAGCGUCGAAUUGCAACAGAUGGAAGCAAUGAUGGGCUCAGAGCUACCAUUCGAGAUCAAGCUGUUUGAGCAGCUCGUCGCAGAGGUCGACGGCAAUGUUCGUGCAACAUAUCAAGCCGCACAGUCAUCACCACCACACCGGAGCUUCUACGAGCAGAGCAUGCUUGUCGAUGCCGACAUACCUGAAGCGCUGAGUCCAGUGCUGCAAAGACUAUUCGGCGAGAUAGUGCCACGUCUCGAAAGUCAGAUCGACGGAGUCGCUAUCUAUCUCAGAGACACAGCAUGGUUGGAUCUGGGCGAGGACGAAGAAGCAAUCAAACGAGCUGAAAGACAACAAUACGACGUGCUGCGCAAGUGCGCUAUCCCGCCGAACGCCAAAGUCAGACAGUGCAGGAGAUGUGGCAGUGUCAUCGAAAAUUUGACAGAUGGGCAUAUGGCGGCUUGGGUGCAAAACGCACACAAGAUGUGUAUCUGUCUCUCACACUGGACUGUGGUUUGA